Molecule: messenger RNA, 2502 nt
Organism: Penicillium antarcticum
Lineage: Eukaryota; Fungi; Ascomycota; Eurotiomycetes; Eurotiales; Aspergillaceae
Product: ubiquitin ligase complex subunit HRD3
Exons: 3
Coding region: 1-2502 (833 amino acids)
Biological process (GO): ERAD pathway
Cellular component (GO): endoplasmic reticulum membrane
Molecular function (GO): protein binding
Source: RefSeq, a predicted model, not a curated record
AUGCGAGUACCACACCGCAAGCUGACCCUUCCAGUGCUACUACAGUCCUGCGCAGCUGGGCCAAGUCAACACUCCGCUGAGACAGGUCAGACUGUUCUCGAUGGCGAUGCUAAUAACUAUGAACCCCAAUUCUUUGCCGGGGAACCAGAGCCCCGACCUAUGACCCAAAGAGUCGAGAAAGCCUGGAAUACCCUCCGUACCUCCAAACCUGCAAUUUCGCAAACAGAAAAAUCAACAGGCCUCCUCGGAACAGCCAUAUACUACGGCCGCCAAACAUUCCGCCUCCUCUUCCUAAACGGCCCAACAACCGAUAAACCCCACCGGAAACUCGACGAAAAUGUUGCCAGCGCCGUGGCCGAGCUGCGCGCCGCAGCAGAUGAAGACCACGACGCAGACGCGAUGUUCCUCCUGGCCGAGAUGAAUUUCUACGGUAACUUCUCCCACCCGCGCGACUUUAAAGAAGCCUUCCACUGGUACCACGAUCUCGCCUGGCUGGAUGGGAAUAAUACCGCUCAGAAUAUGGUUGGGUUCAUGUAUGCCACGGGCAUUGGUGGUGCCGUUGAACGGGACCAGGCCAAGGCUCUUAUGUAUCAUGAAUUUGCUGCUGAGACGGGGAAUACACGCUCUGAGAUGACGCUCGCUUACCGGUAUCACACUGGUAUUGGUACGCCGAAGGAUUGUGACCAUGCGCUUGUUUAUUACAAGCGUGUUGCCGAUAAGGCUGUAGAGUUUUACCGCUCUGGUCCGCCUGGUGGAAGUGCACUUAUUCGUGACUCUUAUCGUUGGGCUGAGGAGGAGGGUGGUGUUUACGGGGCGGGUGCUAGUGUAUCGAGUUCUGGGCAGAAUGCCCGUGACGCUGCUCAGGCCAGCCCUGAGGCGAGUGUUGAGGAUAUCCUUGAGUAUUUGGAUCUUAUGUCCAGGAAGGGUGAGCUGAAGGCUACUUAUACCCUCGGCAAGAUGAACUUUGAGGGCGCUAGGGGCUUGCCGCGCAAUUUCCGUCGUGCUAUGAGGUAUUUCAAGGUUGUUACUAAGAAAUAUUGGAAUAAGGAUGGGACUGUCAAUCAGAACGCUCCGGCUGGGCUUGAUAAGCUAGCUUCGAAAGCGGCUGGGCAUAUUGGUUUGAUGUAUCUCCGUGGAGAGGGAGUUGAGCAGAACUACGGCACUGCUCUCACUUGGUUCCGUCGUGGCGUUGUCAACGGUGACUCUUUGUGCCAGCAUUGGAUGGGCUUGGUGUAUCUCAAUGGAUACGGCGUGCCCCAGGAUGGCUUCAAGGCCGCCAAUUACUUCAAGGCUGCGGCCGACCAGGAUCUCCCGGCGUCAGAAUCGCGACUGGGUGCAUUGUUCCUCGAUCAGGGCGAUGUGGCUACUGCCACGCGUUACUUCGAGCUUGCCGCCCGCUGGGGGUGGAUGGAAGCCUAUUACUACCUGGCAGAGAUGGCGAACUUCGGUGUCGGCAGACAACGGCACUGCGGCGUGGCCGCUGCCUAUUACAAGAUGGUCGCAGAAAAGGCAGAGAUCAUUCACUCGGCCUUUGUAGAGUCGAACUCUGCCUACGAGUCGGGUGACAAGGAGGGUGCUCUCAUCCCGGCGAUGAUGGCGGCUGAGCAGGGCUACGAGAAUGCCCAGGCAAAUGUUGCUUACCUGCUUGAUGAGCAGCAGUCCUUGCUCUCGCUCAAUUCCAUUCUCCCAUGGGCUGAGAAGAACCGACCCUCAUUGCUGCGCAAUGCAGCUCUGGCUUUGAUCUACUGGACCCGAUCCUCGAAGCAGGCUAACAUCGACUCGUUGGUCAAGAUGGGUGACUACUACCUGUCCGGUACAGGUACCGUUGUCGACGCGGAAAAAGCAUCAGCUUGCUAUCACAAUGCCGCCGAAGCACAUCACAGUGCACAGGGCUACUGGAAUCUGGGCUGGAUGCACGAGAACGGCGUAGCGGUGGAUCAGGACUUCCACAUGGCCAAGCGUUACUAUGAUUUGGCCCUCGAUGUUAGUCCUGAAUCAUAUCUGCCAGUCAAGCUCAGCCUGCUCAAGCUUCGAGUCCGAGGAUACUGGAAUCACAUCACCAAUGGAAAUAUCAACCCCAUCCGCGACGAGGAGGACUCGAGAACUCCUCGCACUUUCAAGGAAUGGAUCACUGCUUUUAUUCACAAUGACGAGGAAAGCUACUACGACGAGCUUUACGAACAGCGCGGAGAGGACGAUGAAUACCGCGGCCUUGAUGCUGAUAGUCACGAGGAUGGCUACUAUGAUGAUCUGGAUCUCGACAUUGACGAAGGAAUGCUAGAGGGUCUACUCAUUGUCGGAUUGGCUGCUACGCUCUUGGUGCUGGUGUAUGUUCGUCAACAGCAGCAGCAGCGUAACCAGCAGAACGAGAAUGCCAACGCCAACGCCAACGCUAAUGUCAACGUCAACGCCAAUGCCCAAGGCAAUGGAGACCGUGGCUUUUUCCCACGUCCUGGAGAUCCAGAAUUCGGGCAGUGGGUGGCAGGAGGAGUUGGGCAUUGA